GCUCUUGGAAACAUACAUUCGCUCCUCGUCGACCUGCCAGUCUAAAUAUGAAGACCAUCCUGUGCCUGUGCGCUGUCGUGGCCACUGCUGUCGCCUUUCCCCAGACCCAGGUCAGCAGAGCUGCCCAGGUUGCCCCCGUAAUCCAGAGAACAGAGUUUAGAGACACUUCUGGGCAGAUCUCAGAGUCCUACUCGACCCACGAUGGCCAGCACUUCCAGGAGAGAGGUAUUCUGAAGCCCACGGCUGAUGGUAAGGACUACGUUCUGGUCAAGACUGGCAGUUACCAGUUCAUUACCCCUGAAGGCCAGAAUGUGAGGACCGACUGGCAGGCUGACGAGAAUGGGUUCCACGCUCAAGGAAACCAUCUGCCCGUUGCCCCCGAGGCAGCUCCUCCUGCUGCAGCUCCAGCCCCCGCCUUCUUCUAGACUGUACAUUUGUUUAAUAAAUUGUUUAUUUUAUACAUUACA
Molecule: messenger RNA, 467 nt
Organism: Macrosteles quadrilineatus (aster leafhopper)
Lineage: Eukaryota; Metazoa; Arthropoda; Insecta; Hemiptera; Cicadellidae
Product: larval cuticle protein 65Ag1-like
Exons: 3
Coding region: 48-425 (125 amino acids)
Cellular component (GO): chitin-based extracellular matrix
Molecular function (GO): structural constituent of chitin-based larval cuticle
Source: RefSeq, a predicted model, not a curated record